GGUACCACAUGCGACGUAGACUGCGGCAACACAUCUUCAGUUGCCCUCACUGUGCUGUGCACGCAGGCCAACACGUGCAGCGGCAGAGGUGUUGUCGGCAGUCUCGCUGGAGACCUUACAGCCUGCGUCCCGCGCGGGAGCCACACCGGUGCCCCGGCACCACCAACCUGCUCGUCACCUACAACAUCAACAACGGCCUGCAGAUACUACCGUACGCCGAACCGCUGCGGCCGCCGCCCUACGAGCAGAUAGCGAAUCAGGAGAGCGGCGUCGAGGCGGACGGCCGCGAUUCGCCGCCGCCGGCGUACCAGACGAUCGACCGGCGAGCGAACCUCAGCGUGAUAACGGAGAUUGAGGAGGAGAGGGAGGGGGCCCGGCGGGGGCAGAGUCGAGACGACGGCGACGACGCGGCGGCGGCGGCGAGGCGAGAGUCCGUGUCGCGGGGGGAGGGAUCCGGGGAUCGGGCGGGCGGCGCGGACGACGACACACAGAUGGCGCCACCGAGCUACUCCUAGACGCGGUCGCGGCGGAGCGCCCUGCUCUUAAGCGAUGUGCGCGCGA
Messenger RNA from Priapulus caudatus, 561 nucleotides. RefSeq lists its product as uncharacterized. Lineage: Eukaryota; Metazoa; Priapulida; Priapulimorpha; Priapulimorphida; Priapulidae. The record is from RefSeq and is a predicted model, not a curated record. The transcript is spliced from 2 exons. The coding region runs from base 9 to 515 and encodes 168 amino acids.